Molecule: messenger RNA, 1694 nt
Organism: Panicum hallii
Lineage: Eukaryota; Viridiplantae; Streptophyta; Magnoliopsida; Poales; Poaceae
Exons: 2
Coding region: 565-1509 (314 amino acids)
Source: RefSeq, a predicted model, not a curated record
UUCUUCUUUAAUAAAGAACAGCAUAAAUUUCUACGAUGGAUUCGCCUGUUUCAAACAUUUGUAAACAUUUUCGCUGCAAGCUUGCUCGCAGCUUGAAUAGACUAGAUCCAGUGCUCCCCUCCUCACUGGCACCCGUCUGCUUGCGCGGUCGCUGCAAAGCGGUCUCCGCCCGCUCCUCUUCCGUCUUCUCCCGUGUGGGCGACCGGCCGCGACUUAAAAAUUCCUCCGCGCCUUAGCUUUCGCGAGCUGCUGCUGAUAGCUCUUCGUGCGCCGGGGCCUGUUCCAUUCCAUGAGUUGCAAUCAUGACCCCCGAAGCAACACCGCGUGCGCCUUGUUAGAAAAUUAUAUUGGUCUCCGAAAUAUAAACCUCCUCUUCCAAAUCUCCCAUCGAGGUCGACGCAGCUCACACAUAGCCUAGCCUGAAAAUUCAUUCUGUCUCUUGAUCAAGCCGCCAGGCUCAUUGCAGGAGCAGAGGCGGCAUGUCUCCGCGGCGCCGGCAGGUGCCGGUCACGGCGCUCUGCUCUAGUUAGCUAGCUAGCUAGCGCCGGGGAUCAUUGGACGACCAUGCCUGUGCUCGACGAGGACUGCGAUGGAGCCGGCAGCGGCGGCGGCGUUGACGAUUCCGACAGGCGACGACGGUGCUCGUGCCUGCCGUUCUGCUUCUGGGGCGCCAGCUCCGCGGGCGUGCCGGCGAGGAGGACGCGGCGGCGGCGGCGCAGGCUGAGGUUGAGGCUCAGGCUGUCGUGGUCGUGGCUCGCGUGGCCGUGGUUCUUCCGGAAGGGCGGCAAGCAUAACGGCGCGGGCGGGGACGGCAGCAAGAACAAGCGGAGGGGGAGGCCGCUGCUGCUGCUGCUCACGGCGUCGCUGCAGCCCAAGAAGGCGCUCGCGUCCGUCGUCUCCGGAGGCGGCGGCGCCCUGCUCCCGGCCAAGGUGAGCACUUUCGGCGACGCCAAGAAGCAAAGCAACCGCAAGCCACGGCCAGCGGCGGACGACGGGCCAAGCGGCAGCAGGCAGCCGCAAGCCUCGGCCACCGCGAGCACCAGAUGGACGAGCACGGCGCCCGCUCGUUCCCGGACGGAGACGAGCCAGCCGAGCCCGAGACCACCAGACGGGGCAGCCGUCGCCGCCGGCCGCACCUGGCGAGCCCCGUCGAGGCGGCACUCGUUCCAUCAUCGGUUCGAUAGCACCGGGCGGCCGGGCGGCGCCGGCGGGCUGUGGACGGCGGCAACGACGCUGGGCGUGAUCGUGCUCUUCGGCCGCGUCACCGCGGUGGUCUUCCUGUGCUCGUGCCUGUACGGCGCGCGCUUCGUCCGGGCGAGGGCUGCCGGCGCCAUGGCCAAGGCCAGCAGUGGUGGUACUGGCAGUAGCCGGCGGUUCGGUGCGGUGGGGGUGGCGGCCGAGAAGGCCGUGGUGGAGCCGCGCGCCGCGGAGGAGUUCAAGAAGAAGGUGGUCAUGGCGGGGUUGCUCGACAGGGCAGGCCAGGCGCCCUCGUCGCGCUUUGGUAGGUGAUCAUCAGAAGCUGACGUUGUAAAUGAUGCCUUAGUUAGUACGGCGUGGUGUGUGCCGGUGGUGAUCCAGUUGUGCUCUUGUUUUCUUCUUUGGUGAGAUUGGCAUGGAGUAGAGGUCUCAGGUCGAUCUGUAUACGAUUGGAUUGGUUUUUGGUUAUGAUCAGUGAUUGGCAAUUUGGCAUGGCA